AUGAAGAAGUUUGAGGAUGUCGAAGAGAGGAGGAAGGCGAGGGAGAACAAGAAGUUGGCGAAAGAAGUUCAGGAGCAGAAGAUGAAGGAAAAGGCUAAGCAGAAAAAGGAGGAGAUUGAGGCCGUUAAGAAAUGGAGGAAGAAAAGGCAGCAAAGUGGGGUUGAUAAAGAGAGUGUUGGCCAUCUUGAUUUGGCUUUUGAUGAAGAUGGGAAAAAACUAUUUCAAAGAUCGAAUAGGAAGAGGCUUAGUGAAAGGGAACAUGCCCUGAGAUCCUUCAAAAGUGGUAACACACCAAUCUUGGUUGCAACGGAUGUGGCAGCACGUGGUCUUGAUAUACCCCACGUUGCACAUGUUGUCAACUUUGACAUUCCAAAUGACAUUGAUGAUUAUGUCCACCGUAUUGGAAGGACAGGGCGAGCAGGAAAAACAGGUUUAGCAACAGCUUUCUUUAACGAGAACAAUUCGUCAGUGGCAAGAGCACUGGCUGAUCUGAUGCAAGAAGCAAACCAAGAAGUACCUGCUUGGCUCUCUCGCUAUGCUGCUCGAUCUUCACAUGGAGGCGGCAAAAAUCGUCGUGGUGGAAAUCGUUUUGGCGGGCGUGAUUUCCGAAAGGAUUCCUCUUUCAAUCGAGGGGCCACAGACUACUAUGGUGGGGGGGGCAAUAUGAGCAGUGGCUAUGGUGCAUCUGGUGGUUAUGCUGCAUCAUAUGGUGGUGCUGCUGUGAUUCUUAGGUAUUCUUUUAUCAAGAAAAUGUAUUGGUUGUAG
This is a messenger RNA of Nicotiana tabacum (common tobacco), 765 nucleotides long. NCBI's taxonomy places the organism in Eukaryota, Viridiplantae, Streptophyta, Magnoliopsida, Solanales, Solanaceae. The record is from RefSeq and is a predicted model, not a curated record.